AUGGACGCUUCCAAUGAGAGCGGAAUUUGGCACAUAUCAGUUGGAAAGAGCAAGGAGUGUUCUAAAAAUAGAAGGAAUACGACCUAUAAUGCCUCAAGCACUACCAGAGUCGCUAUUUCCCUACGUUCCGAAAAGAACUUGAUGUUAAUGUAUGUGUGUUCAGCAAUAAUAACUACGGGGCGUUUCCGAUGGAUAAUUCGUUUGUUUUCAUAA
Molecule: messenger RNA, 213 nt
Organism: Angiostrongylus costaricensis
Lineage: Eukaryota; Metazoa; Nematoda; Chromadorea; Rhabditida; Metastrongylidae
Source: the annotation of a GenBank genome assembly